Caenorhabditis elegans is the source of this 2744-nucleotide messenger RNA. It is a transcript of the gene cdc-48.1, whose product is annotated as Transitional endoplasmic reticulum ATPase homolog 1. The record is from RefSeq and is marked reviewed. Gene Ontology annotation, molecular function: ATP hydrolysis activity; ATP binding; hydrolase activity. Gene Ontology annotation, biological process: proteasomal protein catabolic process; regulation of protein localization; response to endoplasmic reticulum stress. NCBI's taxonomy places the organism in Eukaryota, Metazoa, Nematoda, Chromadorea, Rhabditida, Rhabditidae. Gene Ontology annotation, cellular component: endoplasmic reticulum membrane; nucleus; perinuclear region of cytoplasm.
GUCUUAAAUUGUACAUAAUGGCCUCGGUUCCAACGCAUCAAAGCGAAAAAGAGAAGAAAAAUGAUGAGCUGUCGACAGCUAUUCUCAAGGACAAGGUAAAGCCGAAUCGCUUGAUCGUCGAUCAGUCCGAGCAGGAUGAUAAUUCCGUCAUCGCAGUUUCCCAAGCUAAAAUGGACGAACUGGGACUUUUCCGUGGAGAUGCUGUCAUCCUGAAGGGAAAGAAGCGAAAGGAAUCUGUCGCCAUCAUUGUCUCUGAUGAGUCCUGUCCAAACGAGAAAGUUCGCAUGAACCGUGUUGUCCGCAACAAUCUUCGUAUUCGCCUCGGAGACGUCGUGAGCAUUACGCCAGCUCCAAAUCUCAGUUACGGAACCCGCAUUCACGUGCUCCCUAUUGAUGACACUAUCGAAGGACUCACUGGAAACUUGUUCGAUGUUUUCCUCAAGCCAUACUUCCUGGAGGCUUACCGCCCACUUCACAAGGGAGAUAUAUUCACUGUUCAAGCUGCCAUGAGAACUGUGGAAUUCAAAGUUGUCGAAACUGAGCCAGCUCCAGCCUGCAUUGUGUCACCUGAUACCAUGAUUCACUACGAAGGAGAUCCGAUCAAGAGAGAAGAAGAAGAAGAGAGCAUGAAUGAUAUUGGUUAUGAUGACUUGGGAGGAGUUCGGAAGCAAUUGGCUCAGAUCAAGGAAAUGGUUGAACUGCCACUUCGACAUCCCCAACUUUUCAAGGCUAUUGGUAUCAAGCCACCACGUGGAAUUCUUCUCUUCGGUCCACCUGGCACAGGAAAGACUCUUAUUGCACGUGCUGUUGCUAAUGAAACCGGAUCUUUCUUCUUCCUUAUCAACGGACCUGAAGUAAUGUCAAAGAUGUCUGGAGAAUCCGAGUCAAAUCUUCGUAAGGCUUUCGAAGAAUGCGAGAAGAAUCAACCAGCUAUUCUGUUUAUUGACGAAAUUGACGCCAUUGCACCAAAACGCGAGAAGACCAAUGGAGAAGUUGAGCGCAGAAUUGUUUCUCAAUUGCUUACACUUAUGGAUGGAGUCAAGGGUCGUUCUAACCUUGUGGUCAUUGCUGCAACAAAUCGUCCAAACUCGAUUGACGGUGCUCUUCGUCGCUUCGGAAGAUUCGAUCGUGAAAUCGAUAUCGGAAUUCCAGAUGCAGUCGGCCGGCUUGAGAUUCUGCGCAUUCACACGAAAAACAUGAAGCUCGCGGAUGAUGUUGAUCUUGAACAAAUUGCAAAUGAAUGUCACGGAUUCGUUGGUGCCGAUUUGGCAUCGUUGUGCUCGGAAGCCGCUCUUCAACAGAUUCGUGAAAAGAUGGAGCUCAUUGAUCUCGAAGAUGACCAAAUUGAUGCAGAGGUUCUUAAUUCACUCGCUGUCACAAUGGAAAACUUCCGUUUUGCUCAAGGAAAGUCUUCCCCAUCCGCUCUCCGCGAGGCUGUUGUCGAAACUCCGAAUACAACUUGGUCCGACAUUGGAGGUCUUCAAAACGUCAAGCGCGAACUUCAAGAAUUGGUUCAGUAUCCAGUGGAACACCCAGAAAAAUAUCUCAAGUUUGGAAUGCAGCCAUCAAGAGGAGUUUUGUUCUAUGGGCCACCAGGAUGUGGUAAGACACUUCUUGCCAAGGCAAUUGCCAACGAGUGUCAAGCCAAUUUCAUCUCCAUCAAGGGUCCAGAAUUGCUCACAAUGUGGUUCGGAGAAUCGGAAGCUAACGUCCGUGAUGUCUUCGACAAGGCUCGUGCAGCUGCUCCUUGCGUGUUGUUCUUCGAUGAGUUGGAUUCGAUUGCCAAGGCAAGAGGUGGAGGCGCCGGCGGUGAUGGAGGAGGUGCAUCGGAUCGUGUAAUCAAUCAAGUGCUCACCGAAAUGGAUGGAAUGAACGCGAAGAAAAAUGUGUUCAUCAUCGGAGCUACAAACAGACCUGAUAUCAUUGAUCCAGCUGUUCUUCGUCCAGGUCGCCUUGAUCAGCUUAUCUACAUCCCACUCCCAGACGAAGCUUCUCGGCACCAAAUUUUGAAAGCUUCUCUUCGUAAAACCCCACUCUCCAAGGAUCUUGACUUGACCUUCUUGGCCAAAAACACUGUUGGAUUCUCUGGAGCCGAUUUGACCGAAAUUUGUCAGAGAGCGUGUAAGCUGGCUAUUCGCGAAUCGAUCGAAAAGGAAAUUCGGAUUGAGAAGGAACGUCAAGAUCGCCAAGCUCGCGGUGAGGAGCUCAUGGAAGACGAUGCAGUUGAUCCAGUACCAGAAAUUACUCGUGCUCACUUCGAGGAAGCCAUGAAGUUUGCCAGACGCUCUGUUACAGACAAUGACAUCAGAAAGUACGAAAUGUUUGCACAAACAUUGCAACAAUCUCGUGGCUUUGGAAACAACUUCAAAUUCCCAGGAGAACAACGCGGAAGCGAUGCCCCAUCUGCCCCUGUACCUGCUCAGGAUGAUGACGACCUUUAUAACUAAUGUAUUGAGUUUAUCUACUGAGUCUAUGUAUGAUACUCGUUUUAUUUUCUCCCAUACCCACUUUUUCACCUCGUAUUUCACCCCUUUCCAACCCCCGAUUUACCACUAUUUAUUGUAAUUGAGCCCAUGUUUUCGCUUUAGAAAUUAAUGGUUACGGAUGAUCUUCGCGAGAAGAAAAAAUUUGUAGAUACCUACAUCCCAGUUGAUCAAAAAGUAUAUCCCAUUUAUUUUUUUGCAUCCCUCCCAAUGUUUUGUAUGUAUUGCCGUUUUUGACAUAUAAAUGUACGAUGUCUGUAA